UUCAUUUAGCUGCUUAGAAACCGCAGCGAGGACCACCGCCUGAGGUGAAUGUCUCGUGAACGUGGCUGAAUAUCUGUCAGAACAGUUUCAGAGUCCUUUAUUAAACCAAGUCAAAGCCAAACAGUGUUGUUAAGACGACAGAGAACAGCUUAUAUUCAGCCACAUACACGAACAUAUUUGGUAUAACCUGUGUUAAAUUGUAUUACCGUUAGAUGUGCGACCUGAAUGUGCUGCCUAGAGCUUAUUACAAGCUGAAACAUGGCCUAAGCUAGUCUGAGUCCUAUCUAUUUAUUUUGCUGUGUUGCUGACUUAUCUAGCUGAGAACAACAACAACAACAAUAAUAGUAAUAAUAAUAAUAAUGGAGAUGGCUGUUGUCAGGGAGACAGAAGGUCACAGUGCUAUUGUGCCUGAACCUGAACAGUAUCAAAGAAAAGGGGAACUCACUGCAGUGACCAGUGGAGAUGAAUGUAAUGUAGACUGGGAGAGAAAACUUGGCGUAGCUUCCUCAAGUCCCAUUAUUGAGUUCUUUGAAGACCCUGAAGAACCUGGCUUUAGGACUGAUGACAUUGAUAGGAAGUGCUUUACAUGUUCUUACUGUGGACGAAAGUUUGCAAGGCGUCAGACGUUGGAGCAGCACGAGCGAAUUCACACCGGAGAGAAGCCUUUUCGGUGCUCUGAGUGUAACAAAUGCUUCAGACAGCGGUCAGCCCUGCGUGUUCACAGGAAAGGUCACGCGGGGGACAAAGCCUUUGAAUGUUUUGUGUGUUGUAAGAGGUUUUACAGAUCAGGAGACCUGAAGGCGCAUUUGGGAAUUCAUACCGGUGUGAGAGAACACAACUGCUCAAUAUGCUUAAAGGGCUUCGGACGUCCCAGUGAUCUGAGGAGACACAUGCAGACUCAUGAGGCUGAACCUGUGCUGUUCGACAUAGACAAGAGUCCACAUGAGUGCUCUCAGUGCGGGAAGAAGUUCACACGACAUGCACAGGUUGAAAUUCACCAGCGAGUGCACACAGGAGAAAAGCCGUACCAGUGCACUCAGUGUGGGGAGAGUUUUCGCUGGAGACAGAACUUUAAAGCUCAUCAGCGUAAUCAUACAUGUGAAAAGCCUUAUCAUUGCUCAGACUGUGACAGACGCUUCACUUGCUUAUCAGCUCUGGAAAAGCAUCAGGUUAUGCUUCAUUCAGGAGUUCUGCUCCAGAACACUCAGUGUCACCAGAGCACAUAUAAAGAAGACACUCGACAUCAGUGCUGCCAGUGCGGGAAGAGUUUCAGCCAAGCGAAGGAUCUGGUGGUCCAUCAGCGAGUUCACACUGGAGAGAAGCCUUAUAAAUGCACUCAGUGUGGGAAGAGGUUUCGUCAGAUAGGACAUCUAAAGGAGCAUCAGCGGGUUCACUCUGGAGAGAAACCCUAUCAGUGCUCAGUCUGUUACAAAUGCUUCCCUUAUUCACAAUCCAUGAAAAAACACAUGCGUGUGAUUCAUGGAGCACUUCAACAUAACACAGAAGAAAAGAACUGGACGGAUGAUGUGGAAGAAGUUAAAAUCGGUUCAGCUCCAACCAGCCCAUCAUCAAUACAGUCUGAUGACCCUGGAGCUUCUGAUGAGCUAUCAUACCAUAUUAAAUCUGAGGACCAGAGGUUGCCUUUUGCAGAAGAUGUAGACACCACCUUAUGUAGCCUAAAUUCAGACCUUUCUGGAGAUGAUGCAGGGUCAGAUGAACUGGCAGGGCACAGAAAAACUGAAGACAGCUGCCUGCCUUUUGUGGAAGGAGCAGAAGGUAUCUCGACUGCACCAUCAAAGUGUUCUAAAUAUUCUGGAGUUAGUGAUAAUUGUUCACAGCACGUUAAAACUGAAGAGAGCUUCCCUUUAGAAGAGGAUGUGAUGGAAGCUAAUGUUUGUUCAAGUCCUUCCAGCACAGCAAAAGAGUUCACUAAAGAUUGUGAAGUUUUUAAUGAACCCGCACAUCCUUUUAAAACUGAGAAGAAGGGCAUAAUGGAGGACAGUUCUGCUUUUUCUAGUCCAGCGUCAGAGCUCUCUAAAUAUCCAGAGGUUUUUGAUCAGCUUGAAGUCAUCAGCACCACCCUUUUUUAAGCACUUAAAUAUGUCAGUGCCAUUCUCUGAGUUGGAGAAGACUUGGGUCGACAGAGGAGUAUCUACUGAUACACGUCAUGCAAAUUCAUUUCAACAGCUUUACUUUUUGAAAUAACUGAACUUGAAUAAAACUCCCUAGGCGAAGACUCACUGCUGUGCUGCGAGUUGGAGACGUCAGCUGAGGAACCUGUGUCAACUAUUAAAAAGAUACACAUGAAAAAAGAACAGCUUUACAAACCAGAUUGAGCCAGUGAGAGAAAAAUCAUCACCCAACAUCCUGGCAGAGCUUCAUUAUUGAAAUUACAUUGCCAGCAGUUGUCUGAGGAAAACUUUCACCCUUUUGAAAAUGGGUACAAACCAGCACUGCAAUGAGAUGAGCUUUAACACUUUCUCUAAACACUUCCCACCUCAACACAUUACGCUAGGUUGAGCCCCACAGUAGAGAAACAUCUCAUAUGCGCAUUACCUUAAGACCAAAACCAGAGACAGCAGUCAAUUGUAUUUGAUAUUUUACAAACAAGCGGUUUAUAAUCUGUUACAUCUUCUCUACACUACUGUCAUCUUCCCCACCAUCCACCAGCAAUAUAAAGAACUUCUGUUACAGUGACGCUUCUUCCUCCUAAACCAGACGCCAAUAGUGAUUCUGUACAUAUUUCUGUGAGACACAACACUGCAGACUCUUCAUCAACCUUUACACAUCUAUUUUCAAUCAUUUCUGUCCUGAUACAUAUUUAAUGUAAACUGUGUAAUGUUUUAUUAUUGCAAAAGUAGCACAUGGUAUAUACUGGCAAAUAAAACAGUUCUAUACGUGAA
Molecule: messenger RNA, 2903 nt
Organism: Pygocentrus nattereri (red-bellied piranha)
Lineage: Eukaryota; Metazoa; Chordata; Actinopteri; Characiformes; Serrasalmidae
Product: zinc finger protein 2 homolog
Exons: 9
Coding region: 360-2090 (576 amino acids)
Biological process (GO): regulation of transcription by RNA polymerase II
Cellular component (GO): nucleus
Molecular function (GO): DNA-binding transcription activator activity, RNA polymerase II-specific; RNA polymerase II cis-regulatory region sequence-specific DNA binding
Source: RefSeq, a predicted model, not a curated record